Molecule: messenger RNA, 2164 nt
Organism: Corythoichthys intestinalis (scribbled pipefish)
Lineage: Eukaryota; Metazoa; Chordata; Actinopteri; Syngnathiformes; Syngnathidae
Gene: gnmt
Product: glycine N-methyltransferase
Exons: 6
Coding region: 131-1021 (296 amino acids)
Biological process (GO): one-carbon metabolic process; protein homotetramerization; regulation of gluconeogenesis
Cellular component (GO): cytosol
Molecular function (GO): S-adenosyl-L-methionine binding; glycine binding; glycine N-methyltransferase activity
Source: RefSeq, a predicted model, not a curated record
AAAGUUUGUUCGCCCCCGUUUUCCUCAUAUAAAUAAUAACAAGCGCAAUAUGUGCCUCGAAUCCACGUUGACAGCUCACUGGCUCCGUUCUUAAUUUGACAAAUCACUGACAAAACGCAACAACUGCAGCAUGUCGGUCGACAGCGUGUUCCGGACCCGCUCCCUCGGCGUGGCCGCUGAGGGUCUUCCUGAUCAGUAUGCGGACGGGAAAGCAGCGAAAGUCUGGCAGCUGUACAUUGGAAACACGCAGAGUAGGACGCAGGAGUAUAAAAGCUGGGUGGUGUCACUGCUGAGAAAACAGGGUGUCCGAACAGUGCUGGAUGUAGCCUGCGGAACAGGAGUGGACUCAAUUAUGUUGGUGGAGGAGGGCUUCAAUGUGAUGAGUGUGGACGCUAGCGACAAAAUGCUCAAGUAUGCACUGAAGUCAAGAUGGGAGAGAAGAAAAGAAGCAGCAUUCGACCAAUGGGUAAUUGAAGAAGCCAACUGGCUGACGCUCCCAGAAGACGUCCAGAAACCAGGAGGAAACGGCUUUGACGCAGUUAUUUGCCUUGGCAAUUCCUUCGCCCACUUACCAGAUUUUAAAGGGGACCAGAGUGACCAAAAAUUGGCUCUCCAGAACAUUGCGAGCAUGGUCAAACCAGGUGGAAUCCUCAUCAUUGACCACCGCAAUUAUGACUACAUCCUGGAGACUGGGCGGGCACCACAAGGCAAAAAUGUUUACUACAAGAGCGAUCUAACUCAGGACAUUUCCACUUCUGUGCUGUGGGUGAACAAUAAGCCACAUAUGAUCACUCUGGACUACACCAUCCAAGUUCCUCAGGCUAGUCCUCAGAGCUUGCCUGAGGUCAGUAAAUUCCGUCUCUCCUACUACCCUCACCGCCUGGAGAACUUCAAAGCGCUACUGCACGAAGCUUUCCACGGAAAAGUGGAGCACAACGUCUACGGAGAUUUCAUGGCAUACGUUCCUGGCCAAGCUCAAGCACCAUGUUACUUCAUUCACGUUUGCAAGAAGACUGCAUAGGGUCACAUGCAGAAACGUUAACGUUAGCAGUUAAACCGCAUUGAUUCUUACAAAUUCUAGUAUAUUUCAUGUCAAAGUGAUAUGACAAAGAAUAAAUGAUAAUAAUAUUUAACUCUUUCACUGCCAUUGACAAUGAUAAACAUCUAAUCAUUUGGCUUUCCCUCUGCUGUGGAUUCAAAUGAGUUUAUCACACGGAGACAUCCGAUCCAUUUGAACUGGGAGUGUGGCAGCGAAUGAACGGACGUUUGAGCGAGCGUACAACUCCCCCACUUCAAAUGGAUUAGACGUUUAUCGUCGUCAAUGGCACCCAAUGAGUUAACAAGGUUGCUAAGUAGCCAGUGGUGGCCCAAAGUGUAGUACAUUAAAUGCAAAAAGAAUGAUUUUAACUUGAUGGAUCAUGUUAAUCUUGUGCGAAUGUGUCAAGGUUUAUUUUAAAUAUAAUUAUUCUCAGCUUGAAUAACUGCUCUUUUUGUCAAGGGAAGAAAAGCAGAGGAAAAUUUUUUUGCAUUUGUAACUAUAAUAUUGCACAGUUCUUGACGUCAGUCCAAACAGAAGUCACUAAUGCCUUUGUGAACCGACCUGACGUAUUGUCUAACCCACACACAGUGUUACACAGGGUAUAACUCUGAAAGUCAUUACAAAAGUUUCAUUUGUUAACUCAUUGGCUGCCAAUGACAUUGAUAGAUGUCCAUUUUAUUUGAACUGGGAGGGUGGCAGUGAAUGAAUGUUCGCCCUCCCUUCUUCAAAUGGACUGGACGUCUACUAGUGAUAAACUCAUUUCGAUUCAAAGCAGGAUGAUUGGACGCCUAUUAUCGUCAAUGGCAGCGAAAGAGUUGCAUUUUGGGAAGUUUAAACACGUGAUCAUUGAAGAUAUGCUGUAAACCAAAGAUUUUCUUUUCUUUACUCACUUCUUUACUUUCACAUUACACAGUGAUUAAAAUGUGUAGAGAAUAAAUUAUUUUGUUUAUGUUGACCCUUACCGGGCAAUGUUAUAAAAUAUGAAGAACACAGAUUUGUCUUAGAACAAUGGGCUGAAAUGCAAUUGGUUUCAAUGUUUCUAGAGAAUAUUUCACAGCAGUCUUAAAUUGUUGGUUCUUCAAGAUGUUCAAUGGUAAGAUGUGUGAAAAUAUAAAUAACAUUUAA